Molecule: messenger RNA, 678 nt
Organism: Neospora caninum
Lineage: Eukaryota; Apicomplexa; Conoidasida; Eucoccidiorida; Sarcocystidae
Product: D-tyrosyl-tRNA(Tyr) deacylase,related
Exons: 6
Coding region: 1-678 (225 amino acids)
Biological process (GO): tRNA metabolic process
Cellular component (GO): cytoplasm
Molecular function (GO): D-tyrosyl-tRNA(Tyr) deacylase activity
Source: RefSeq, a predicted model, not a curated record
AUGGUUUUGCAGAGAGUCGAGAGCGCCUGCGUGCACGUGGUCGAGACAGGCGAACUUGCGGGAAAAAUCGGCCGCGGAAUUCUCUGUCUCCUCGGCAUGGGCGUUGAGGAUCAAUGGGAAGACGCCGACUACUGCAUUCGCAAGUGCUUGAAGGCAAAGCUAUGGGACGAUUUAAAUGACCCGUCGAAAACCUGGGCGUCUUCCGUCGUAGACAGAGACUACGAGGUUCUCGUCGUUUCACAAUUCACACUCAUGGGGCAUCUCAAGAAGGGAACCAAACCGGAUUUCCAUGCAGCGAUGGGCCCUGAACAGGCUCGCACUAUGUUCGAGAAGAUCGUGGCAGAGAUGAGGCGCCAACAUAAGGCGGAGAAAAUACAAACCGGGAAAUUCCAAAACUACAUGCGCGUUGAACUUGCCAAUGACGGCCCCGUCACCAUCAUUGUCGACUCGUCGCAGGCGCAACUCCCGAAAAUUAAAGAACGGAAACUGCCUGCCGUGAAGGCCGCUCCCGAUCCUGCCUCGUCUGUGUCUCCCUCUUCGCCUUCUGCAAAUGGAGACGGAAAGGGAGACAACGCGCCUGGCUCCGGAGGCCAGGGAUGCCUGAAAGAGACAGCGGAAUCGGCGCGCAAACGCGAAGAUGUGCAAAGUGGGCAGGACGAGGCAAAAGCGAGGGCGUGA